CUUGUAGGGACUCGUCGGUUGUUUUUUUCCUCUCUUCCCUUCUUUCCCUUCUCUGAUUUUCUCACCGUCUUGUCUGCCCUCUCUGCGCUCUCUCACCCCGUUCCCCGUGUGUGCUUGUUCCGUCUGCUGCUGCAGCCCUGGUCCAGCAACAUCCGUCAUUGGUCUUGCUGCUAGUUCGCUGCAACUUGCAAACCCACCUCACCACACACCCACUAUUUUGGUCCUCGGUCUCUAAUCCGCCCUGGUCUAGCUGCAUAUUCAGCGACCCUGCCGUAUCUCAUAUUAUUAUUAUAUCUCGAAUACCACCUCCUGGGACCCAACAAUUUUCCCUUACGUCGCACACAAGACAAAGACCCCUCGGACGAAGAGACACCAUACUAAACCUCUUGACGGCUGGAGCCCGUACGAAAAUAUCCCGUUUCCCUCUUCGCUUCGCUUCGAGCUCCACGCCUACUUCAGUCUGUGCCUUUGAGCGCCAGUGUGGUGUAUCUCAAGCCCGCGCAUUACAUCCUUGACCCCACGUUCGAAAGUCUUCGAUCGCAAGCCGUGCGAGCGCGGCCAGCUAGCCUGAACACCUACACCUACCUCUCCAAUAGCCUUCGUUCGACCUCGUUGGCAAUUGGUCCUCUGCCAUAGCUAGCUAGCUAGUCACUUACUUUGAAAAACACCCAGUAUCACGUACCGACGACCAAUUACCUCGAUUCGGUAGUCCUGUGAGACUGUGACAUCACAACACGCCUCUCGACUAUGGCACCUGGUGUACUUAAUUCGGACGGCUCAAUGGAGGACCAAAACGGACAGACUGCCCCGACGAACGGGCUGGCCGGCACCGCCGCUGGCCGUCUCCAUGCUAUCGAUCCCACUGUAGACACACUCACCCUCCUGCGCAGCUUGCCUGAGCCUCCUAUAGAGGCCCAGGUGUGCGUGGUUGGUGCUGGCCCCGCUGGUUUGAUGCUGGCUGCCAAUCUCGGGCGCUUUGGAAUCAAGGUCGAGCUUAUUGACGACAGAGCUGACCAGACGCCUGUUGGAAGAGCAGACGGACUGCAGCCCAAGACGAUCGAGACAUUCCGUCAAAUGCGCCUCGCCGACCCUCUGCUCCUCCGCGGUGUUCGUGUCUACGAUAUUUCCUUCUGGCGAAGCACUGCCGAUGAGCCGCUGCACAGACUGGGCCGCGAGGUACACUACCCUCCCGUCAUCGACGUCCUCGAUCCCUACAUUUUGCUCGUUCACCAGGGUAUGGUUGAAGGCAUCUUUAUCGAUGACUUGAAGAAGCGCGGGGUCGAGGUACGGAGGAAUACUGCAUUCGAGUCCUAUAGCGUUCCGGAGAACAAGGCGGGGCCCCUACAGGUCAACUGUCGCACAAACGUAACCCAAGACCGGCGGACAAUCCUUACACAGUACUUGGUUGGAUGUGACGGUGCCCACUCCAAAGUACGAAAGAGCAUUCCUGAUGCGCGGGCCAUUGGCCUUUCGCAACCAGCAAUCUGGGGUGUUCUCGAUGGCGAACUCAUCACUGAUUUCCCAGACAUUUGGUCCAAGACGCUGGUGUAUUCCCAGGAAUACGGCUCUAUUUUGAUUAUCCCGAGAGAGAGAAAUAUGACCCGUUUCUACAUUGAGCUUAAGGCGAAUCCCAAGGCCGACAAGCGAGAGCUUGGCCAGGAAUUCGUCAUGGCUCGAGCGAAGAAGAUCAUGGCGCCUUUCGAGGUCGACUGGAAGUAUAUUGAGUGGUUCGGACGUUACCAGAUUGGUCAGAGAGUGGCCAGUCGGUUCACCGACCCCCAUCUGAGGGCGUUCCUCGCUGGUGAUGCCAGUCACACGCACUCCCCCAAGUCUGCUCAGGGCAUGAACACCUCUAUGCACGACUCGUGGAACAUCGCGUGGAAGCUCAACCUGAGCAUUCGAGGACUCGCGAAGCAAUGCCUGCUCGAGAGUUACGAAGAAGAGCGGAGAAAGAUCGCUGUUGACCUGGUCAACUUCGACUACGAGCACGCCAAUCAGAUUGCGGGAGGUGACGCGGUAGCACUGUCAGAAAACUUCAAGACGAAUGUCCGUUUCAUUUCUGGCAUCGGUGCUGAGUACUCUGAGAGCCCCCUGAACAGGCCCGACUCUCAAGGCCUCAUUAUGGGAGAUGCCAGACCUGGCUGCUUGCUUCCUCCGGCCAAGGUCACAAGAUACAUCGACUCGAAUCCUGUGGAUAUUCAGCUCGACAUCCCGAUGCUCGGACAGUUCCGCAUCUACCUUUUGAUGUGGGACAUCCAGGCGUCGAGCCCUUUCCUGGAGACUUUCUGCCAGUCCAUCGCCUCGGCCAACUCUUUCAUCAGCAAGCUCUCAGCCUCGGCUAGUGCUUCUUACGCUGCGCAGCCUAGACUGCCAUCGUCUGAAGACAUCUACUACCGGCCCGAGAGAUACACGGCCGUCAGCCAUCUCUUCACAUUUGCCUUGAUUACUACAAUGCCCAAAGAUGAUGUGGAGAUUUCUGACCUGCCUGCCCUGCUGCAGGACAGCCGCUGGACCUUCUACCUGGACGACAUUCCAGAACAGGACACGCGUGGCCAGCUCUGCACGAACAAGUGGCUUGGAAGCCUCGGUCCCGGUGAGGUUUCCAUUGUCAACGUACGACCUGACGGCUACGUGGGUUCCGUUGGCCGAUGGGAUUCCAGCAUGGACGACGCCGGCGAGGAGGCUGCUCGCUGGCUGGACGAAUACUACGGCGGCUUCCUCCAAUUACCUGGCGGCGCAUCGCCUACCCCUACCGCAACCCCCAUGGCAGUUUAGACACAGAUUCCUUUAAUUUUGAGUCCGAUUCAGGGACAUUCUUACUCGGGCAUAUUUGUACCAUACAAAUCCCACUUCACACGACAAACGCGAACACAUAAUCCACAGCCUGAAAGACACCAGGCAUGCAAGGAAAGACGCAGACAUGAAAUCAUCACUUUCUCUCUUCCAACUUAUCCGGCAGGUGUUGGGGAGUGUGGCGGCGGUACGGUUGUUAUCACGGCAUUUUCAGGAGCUAAAGGGGACAGUCGCUAAGUGCGCUCUGUUGCAAAGCAGGGGUACUUGGAUCUCAAUUUUGUUGUUUUUUUUCCACCAUAGCUGAGCUUUUCAGGGAUGAGAUUUACCACAUGAGGCAGACACAUGUCAAUAGAUGGAAUAUUUCAUUGCAGAUCCCCUGCUUUGGGUCAACUCCCCCGGCCAGAUUAAGCUCCACGAGCCCACGUAUGCAGUGAGCUAGGACAAUCAUCGUGAGAACAUGACACCACGUUUGGGAGGGUUCAUGCGAGCUGUCAUCUUCCAUUUCCCCAUGUACCCACCCUGAGCAGUAAGCAUCCGGGAUCUUGUUCCCUCCGAAGGAACCGGCCGGCCUGCCGCUACCCUGCCCGGAGCCUGCAUGCACUACAAGAGGGAGUAGCUUUGUAAGGCGUAGGCUGGAGGAGGUGGUUGGGGCCGUCACCGCCCAGCAGCAUGCCGUUGGUCAUCAAUGAGGGUGCUGCGGGGUUUCGGGACAUGAGCAUGAUUCGAUUCCGAUAGGGCUGGCGUGAGGUUAUCGUCUGAUAUGAUGGAGAUCUAGACCUCCCACGCCAUGCCAUACGCCCAAGCUGGUAAUGUACCUGGAUAUUGUGCGCUAGAGGGAGUUCGCUUCAUGAACGUCUUCCUACCUUGUUCCGCAUGUCGUCUGCUGGCUAGUAGGCAUCGGCUUGGGGUUGCGCCCGCUGCUUAGAGGCCUGCUUGUACGAACUCGCUUUCCGUUGAUGUCUUGUGGUUUUGCCCUAUCUUGUUUGGUUCGUUUCUUUGGGUCGUGGGAGUACAUGUUUGUUGUGGAGGAUUUUGAGGUGAUUUGCUGGGAUGGACAGACAGUGUCAGCGCAGCUGUUCGGCUGGGUGAGUUUACUAUGCCGACGACGUCCGUGGUCCGGGUGACUCCACUGCGGUGCGUCGGCUCCGGUGGGAUGAUGACCGGAGCCCUCGUCACGACCGGCUUUUCGGAGGGGUGUUGGCCGUUGGUCGUUGGAGGAGGCCCGGGAGCUUUAGGACCUGCGGAGUUUGGGGUUUCCGACCUCACCUUGUUGAGGGAGAUGCGCAAUAUGUGCUUCUGCUAUUUGACUUUGAGGUACUGGGUAGCUUGUAGCUCACCUCAUUGGCCUGCGAAGAUAUCUAAGAUUACUCUCUCAGGCCCCGCUGGAGGUGAGUGGCGGAGGAGUAGGACGG
Messenger RNA from Colletotrichum scovillei, 4205 nucleotides. Its product is annotated as FAD binding domain-containing protein. Bases 748 to 2775 code for a protein of 675 amino acids. Gene Ontology annotation, molecular function: FAD binding. The transcript is spliced from 4 exons. NCBI's taxonomy places the organism in Eukaryota, Fungi, Ascomycota, Sordariomycetes, Glomerellales, Glomerellaceae. The record is from RefSeq and is a predicted model, not a curated record.